AUGGACCAUCUGGCUAGCUUUACCCCGGCCGAUCUGGCCGGACGUACCCCACCUGAUCUGUCGGCUUUCCGCUGGAAGCUGCUGGCCCAGGGCGACUCGUGGUUCUCCAACUCGCAAGACAAGCUCAACGCCCACGCCAACCUGCUGCAGGAGCUGGUCUUCAAGUCCAACACCGUCGCCAUCAACUGCGCCGGCACGGGCAAUGCGCUGUCGCACAUGGUGGACCUGCAGUCCAGCCCCGAUUUCGUGCGGCUGCUGACCGGCGCCGACGCCCCGGCCGACGCGUCGCUGAACGGCGCCGUCAUCGCCAGCACCAUCGCCUUCAACGGCGGCACCGGCCAGGGCCGCAUCUUCAUCAGCAAGGACGACGGCGUGAGCUUCGCGCUGCAGGGCGCGGUGACCGACGCCACCUGGCCCAAGGGCCUGUGCUGCGGUUCCGUCUACGAGCUGCCGUCCACGGUCGGCGUGCUGGCGGCCGGCACGCUGCUGUGGUCCGCUUCAGUAGGCCAGGAGACGCCCGGCACGCCGAUGAAGCACCCCAUCUACCGCAGCACGGACGCAGGCAAGACCUGGACCUCGCUGAACGCCCACUGCGGCAUCGGCCGCAAGCCGCGCGGCGGCGAUGGCACCGGCAUCUGGGAGCCCGAGUUCCUCGUCACCAAGGACGGCCAGCUCGCCUGCAUGUACUCCGAUGAGACCGACGACGGCGCGUCGCAGGUGCUGAAGAUCAUGAACACCGCCGACGGCGUGACGUGGAGCGCCCCGCGCCUGCUCGUCGCCGCCGUCAAGGCGACCGACCGCCCCGGCAUGGCCGUCACCAGCCGGCUCGGCGACGGCAGCUACCUGCUGAGCUACGAGUUCUGCAGCACGGCCGGCCUGGACUGCCGCGUCUACCUGAAGCGCUCCGUCGACGGCCUGGACUGGGGCGCCACCAGCGACAAGGGCGCCGAGCCCAAGACGGCCGACGGCGGCUGGUUCCGCCACGCGCCCACGCAUGUCUGGCUGCCGACGCAAAAGCGCAUCGCGCUGGUCGGGCAGAUCCUGAACAACGCCGCCGGUGCGGUCGAUGCGGCCGGCAACGGCAACACCAUCUUCAUCAGCAGCACGGCCGACGGCACCGGCCCGUGGACGACGAUGGCCGCGCCCGUGAAGACGGUGAACCCGCCGAACGGCACGAACUGGUGCCAGAACUACUCGUCGCCGCUGCUGCCCAGCGCGGACGGCAAGCAGCUGCUGAUGCUGUCCAGCGACUUCGAGACGAUGGCCGUGGACACCAUCGUCGGUGCGACGGCCGACCAACGCGCCGAACAGCAUCUUGAUGCCCGCCACGGCCGCACCGUGGCGGUUGUCCCAGUACUCGCCGCUGACCGGGUCGACGCGCAGCAGGCUGAUGCGCGGGUCGGUCUCGCCCUCGGGGAACCAGGCGCGCAGCGUCGGCUUCCACAGGCGGUGGAUGGUGUCGGGGUCGAUGACCUCGGUGGCCUCGCCGUCGAGCUUCAGGUGGCCGCCGUUGUCGCCUUCCUUGAAGAACAGCGUCACGCGCGGGUCGCGGUCGAGUUCGACGUUCUUCAGGCUGUCGGCCUCGGUGAAGAACCACAGCGUGCCGUCGUCGUCGAUCUCGAUGACGGUCAUCGGCCGCGCAUGCAGCUCCGAGCCGAUGCUCAGCGUGCAGAAGAAGCAGCUGUCGCCGUUGCUGACGAUGUCCUUGAUCUUGUCGAUGGCCGCCGGCCCGCUGAGGUCUUCGUCGGGGGCGUGGCCGUGGUCGGCAAAGUCAUCGCGGUCGUUCAUGUCGGCUCCUGGGCUGGGGGGUGUUGCGCAAGCCUAGGCAGGCCGCCAUGGCCGAGGUAUCGGCCGGCAGGCUGGGCCGCUGUCGGAAGGCGUGCCGCCUGUUCUCCUACGCCCGCUUCGGCGCCAGCCGACGCCACCUGCCCGGAGCGACGCAUAGAUUGGCGAUGCUGCGCCCUUUGCAAGCUGCAUGGAUUUCCUCGACGUCCCGACGAUCCUCAAGGCCACUGCCGUCUUCAACCUGAUGGCGGCGCUGGCCUGGCUGACGCUCGCCCAGUCCUUCCGCAUCGCGCCGCGCGCCAGCCGGCUGAUGGCCGCGGCGCACGUGGUGCGCUUCGCCACGCAGGGCUAUGGCGACGACAUGGCCGGCUGGCCCGAGCUUGCGCAACAGGCCAUCCCCGAGUUCGGCCUGCUGGGCUGCCUGGUGCUGCUGCUGCUGGCGCUGCGCCGCAUGCUGCGCAGCCGCCAGCGCCCGCACGACAUCGCCUGGAUCGGCGGCCUCGGCGCGGCGGGCAUUUGCGCCGGCCUGGCCAGCGGCUCGGGCCUCGCCACCGAACUGGCCGGCACGGUGGCCGUGACGCUGCUGGCGCUGCUGUCGGUGCGCGAGGUGAUGCGCGGCGUGGGCACGCAGCUGUCGCGCCUCGUCACGGCCUGCAUGACGCUGCCGUUCGCGCUGCUGGCCGUGAUGACACUCGUGCACGGCGCGGAGUUGCUGACGGAGCCGGGCUGGGACGGCCACAUCCUGCGUGGCGAGCUGCCGUCGCCCGCGCGCGCCGUGCUCUGGUACGUCGUCACGGCCGCCAUCACGCUCAGCCUCAUCGCGCUGAUGAUCUGGCGCGUCGUCAUGCGCAUCCAGCACCUGACGUACCGCGACCCGCUGACCGGCGCGCUGAACCGCCGCGCGUUCGAGAAGGCGCUCAACGACGCGCAGGCGCAGCUGCAGCGCGGCCACGGCUUCGCGCUGGUCAUGAUCGACAUCGACCACUUCAAGCGCAUCAACGACGACCACGGCCACCCCGCCGGCGACGCGGCGCUGCAGCACUGCCUCGUCGUGCCCUCACAUCGCGUCGCGAUGCUGGGCGGCAUGAACAAAGCCCUCUUCAUCAAGCUGGCCAUCCUGGCCGUCGUCACCGCCCUGCUGUGCCUCGUGCUCGCGCAGAUCGGCGGGCUCGUGCAUGA
Ostertagia ostertagi is the source of this 2964-nucleotide messenger RNA. The record is from the annotation of a GenBank genome assembly. NCBI's taxonomy places the organism in Eukaryota, Metazoa, Nematoda, Chromadorea, Rhabditida, Trichostrongylidae.